GAUGAUGGCCUUCGUGUACUAUGCACUGGCCUGCUACAGUGCUAUCGUAACCGCUUGCGCCAAGUUCACUCAGAGCAGCCAACCGUAACAGGACAGGAAGCAGUUGAAGAUGUGUCCUCCAUCUCCACUGAUGACUGUCCCAGCUCUUUCACUCACUCAUCAGACGAAGUAUCAGUGUGUGUGCGUGGGUUGGAGCGACUCUGCGUGGCGAACAACGGCUUAACGGCGUCUGGGAUGCAGAUUGUCGCGUUGCUUCUCAUGCAAACCCCCCAACGUUUGGUUCCUCUAGUUGGAGGUCUU
This is a messenger RNA of Opisthorchis viverrini, 300 nucleotides long. RefSeq lists its product as hypothetical. The transcript has a single exon. The record is from RefSeq and is a predicted model, not a curated record. The annotation marks the transcript as partial. NCBI's taxonomy places the organism in Eukaryota, Metazoa, Platyhelminthes, Trematoda, Opisthorchiida, Opisthorchiidae.